This is a messenger RNA of Sphaerulina musiva SO2202, 780 nucleotides long. RefSeq lists its product as uncharacterized. Lineage: Eukaryota; Fungi; Ascomycota; Dothideomycetes; Mycosphaerellales; Mycosphaerellaceae. The transcript has a single exon. The record is from RefSeq and is a predicted model, not a curated record. The coding region runs from base 1 to 780 and encodes 259 amino acids.
AUGGCUCCACUCUCGUGCUUCUCCACUCUCUAUGUCUGCACAUUCCUCGUGGCGUCGGUCUCGACAAGGCACAUCCACCGUCCACAAGUCCACCAGCAUCAAUACCGUCAAGCUGUCCCGGUCACCAUUACAGCUGUUGAAACUUCGUCGCUCACAACGGCGGUGACUGCUGCUGCUGCUGCCUCUUUCGCCGCUGGCAACGAUGCCAUUGCAGACAUUGAAAAGAUACAAGCAGGGUUAUCGGAUCUGCCAGCCGAUUUGCUCUCACUCGUACAAUCAGUCGAGGCCCGUCUCGAAUAUAUGGAGAGUGUGCUGCAGGAGUUAGUCGGGUCGACGUCGACUUCUGUUUCCUCAGCAUUGCCUGUCUCGCCCACGCUGCUCCCACAACCCUCAACACUCAUCCGGUCGACGACUGUAACAACCCCUACCACAGCAUCCUCGUCGCUUGUCCCUUCUCUGCCAGCACUUUCCUCCAGGAACAGCUCUUCCACCUCGAGGAUAUCCUACAACACCACCACUCGAACGUCUCGUAUUACAUCCACCAGAAUACAAACUAUCACAGUGCCCCGAGCAACAUCUACCUUACCUGCUUCGUGGAUAUCUCGAGGCCUUCCCAGCGGCACGUUUACAAGUUCGGGCAAUUGGACGCUACCUUUUUCUACGAGUGGCAAACCUGCUGUGGCUUCUUCUUCUUCUUCGUCUUCUUCCUCUUCUUCUGCUGCUGGAACGCGAACAAUCAUGCUGCUACCUCCAGCGCCAACCGCGUGGGAGCAACGAUGA